CACCUUGUGGAUUCGUGGAUUUUGUCAGUUAAGCUUCUUUUCGCCAUUCGGAACAACUGUGCUUUCGAAAAAUCUCCGAAAAUUGCCGAAGAAUUACGAACCCUUCUUUCCUGUCCUCGAAUUCCUGACGUCACUGUUCCGUUAACAUUACAGUACAGUCAUCGUCAGGCUUUGGUGAUAAGGUACGACAACGACCUGAUUGGUGACUUCCUGAUUUCACAACGUUGAUUAUCCAGAGGAAACAAGCAGACUUUAAAGAAACAUUUAAAACAAGCGUGUGUGGUUCACUAUUGGUGAUCUAAACAAGCCAAGAGGAUUUUUUUAUUUGAUAGAGUUCUGAAACCUAUACUACACGGACUGCACAAGUCAACGCCCUCGUAUCAAGUUCUAGUAUCCAAGUGAUUUAAAAAUGGAAACAUGUGGAGGAAAGUGUGCCAAAUAUCUUCUGUUUUUAUACAACAUUAUUUUUGUGAUCUCUGGCGCAGGUAUCUUGGGAGUAGGUAUCUGGAUUAAAGUGAAUAAGGACAUCGAACAGCUGUCCAAGCUCCUGGACGUGACGGUUGACGGGACACUGUACACAGCUGCAUAUGUCCUCAUAGGUAUCGGUAGCUUCGUCUUCCUCAUCGGCUUCCUUGGUUGUUGUGGAGCUGCAACGGAGAACAAGUGCCUGCUGGGAUCGUACAUCGUCUUUCUGGUAGUGAUAUUUGCAGGAGAGUUAGCUGCUGGAAUCCUUGCAGCCGUCUACAGAAAUGAGGUUGUUGAUGGGCUAGGGACAAGUUUGAAUAGUACCUUCUCCGAUUAUAAGCCAAAGACAAAUACUACCGAGGGGAACGCCCUCGCCAUCGCGUGGGAUUAUGUUCAAGUCUGGUUUAACUGCUGCGGCGCUUACAAUUACACGGAUUACAGAGUGGUAAAUUUCUCUACCCCUUCGACAUAUGUCCCUGAUACAUGCUGCGAGCUAAAGAACAACGAUCCUUUGAAUCCCGAACCGAAAGAUCGGGAACAGUGCCAAUUAGACGCAGAAAACGGCGACAGUCCCGAUGGCAAUUUACAUAUGGAAGGCUGCUUUACAGGCGUAAAGGACACGUUGAUGUCACACACAGGUAUAAUGAUUGGCGUCGGGGUCGGAAUCGCAUUCUUACAGUUCCUGGGAAUCGCUUUAGCCUGUUGUGUCUGCCGUGGUGGGAAGAAUAGGAAAGACUAUGAACAUUAGUUCCAGAAAGGUUCCCAGAAACUUUUCAUCUUUUGUCAGUGUGUAGAUGUGACCUUGUAUAACUCGCAGCCCCAGCAUAGGAAUCCAGACCGCUCAAUGCAUGCAUGACAUCAACGCAGCAUGCAGUUAAGGCCUAAAUGGGUUUCCAUAAAUUUGUGUUCUUUGUGUAGUUUUUUCUGCGCAAUUAGGUCAAAAAAUCUUAAUAAAGACACAAAAACAUGUAUAGUUAUAAAUCUUUCUAGUGUUAAAAAUACAUGCUAAAAGAGAAUGUAUACCUGUCAUGGCUGCUAAAUGGAAAAUCAAUUAAUCAUAAUUUUACAUUAAGUUUUCGUUGUAGUGGUUAUCAAUUUAUGCAGUUUAUACAGUUUAUACUAUAUGUGUUCCUUCGCGUUCUACAAUUCUUUCAUAAAAUUGCCUCUGAGUUCCUGCAACAAUAGUAGGAUCUUCUCUGAGACACUUUCACGUCGUGUAUUUCCGUACAUAAGCUCGAUUAUUUUCGAACAAGUCGGGUGUUUCCGACAUGGUAAUUCUUAAUACUGUGGGAGUUGUUAGAUGCCAGUACAAUCUGUGCAGCUCUGUGGAAUGU
Molecule: messenger RNA, 1799 nt
Organism: Liolophura sinensis
Lineage: Eukaryota; Metazoa; Mollusca; Polyplacophora; Chitonida; Chitonidae
Product: CD82 antigen-like
Exons: 9
Coding region: 410-1213 (267 amino acids)
Cellular component (GO): plasma membrane
Source: RefSeq, a predicted model, not a curated record